CUCAUUGUUACUAUAUUACUAUUUGUUUGAUUUCUAUGAAGAAUCAUUGUGUUUGUUUAUGGAUAUUGUUAAGCCUUGUGGUACUUCAGUUGCAGGCUAAUGGAAGUGUUGGGUGUGAGGAAGAAGAAAGAAGAGCACUUUUGAUACUAAAAGAUGCCUUUAACGGAACCACUGCCCUUUCUUCUUGGGAUAAUGAAGAAAUGAAUUGCUGCAAGUGGGAAAGAGUCAACUGUGACCAAUCCAAUCAUCAUGUCAUCCAACUCUCCCUUGCCUAUAUUACGCAAUCGAGUUCUGAUGAUUUUUCCCUAAAUGCUUCGCUCUUUCUUCCAUUCAGAGAACUACAGAACCUGAGCUUAGAUUUAAACAUAAUACGAGGAUUCCAUGGAGUACUAAAUUUAAGCAAGUUGCAGGUUUUGGAUUUAAGUGAGAAUAGGUUUGAUGAAAUUCCAAGUUUAGGUUUACUGCGCUCACUUAGGAUCCUUAAUAUGGAAUCCAACUCGAUCAAUACUUGGUCUCACUUUGAAGAGCUAACACCUUUAAAACAUCUGGAGUUGCUGAAUUUUGGUUAUAAUCAACUGAGCGGAAAAAUUCCUGGUUCACUUGGAUCAUUGACAUCUUUAAAAUUUUUGUCGUUCACAGACAAUGAUCUAAUAAAUGGGUCAUUGAUAGAGGGAGGGUUUUGCAAGUUGAGGAACCUUCGGGAGUUGGAUUUGCUUGAGAAUAGUUUUGAUGGAAGAAUACCUUCAUGUCUUGGAAAUUUGACAUCUCUUCGUGCCCUUGUUCUUGAAUCAAAUUACUUGACUGGAACACUUCCUUCUACUGUAUUUUCUACCCUGAAUUCACUCGAAUAUCUCUCCCUUUCUUUCAACUACUUUGAAGGUUAUUUCUCGUUCAACUCAUUCAGGAACAAUUCCAAACUUGAGGUCUUUGAACUUGACAACCUUCGUAGUAACUUGACAGUAGACACAGAAAAUCCACCUUGGAUGCCUCAACCUCAUAUCAAAAUAUUUCGAUUAUCAAACUGUAAACUCAAUGAACUUGGAGGGAAUCUACCAAGUUUCCUGUCAAAGCAACGUGAGUUGAGAAUCCUUAGCCUUAGCCAUACAGGGGUGAGAGAAAUAUUUCCUUCUUGGUUGCUCAUCAAUAACCCAAAUAUGAAAUUUCUCAGCCUUGCGGGGAAUUUCCUAACAGGACCUUUUACAUACAACAACCAUCAAACGAAGAAUGAAUAUCUCAGCUGGUUAGAUGUUUCUAUGAAUCAAAUCCAGGGGGUACUUCCAUAUUCUAUUGGUGUUUUAUUUCCAAGUCUGUACCUUUUGAACAUGUCUAUGAAUGCAAUGCAAGGUGGUAUUCCUCCCUCUAUGGGGGAAUUGAAAGCACUAAGAUUCAUAGAUUUUUCAAACAACAAUUUGUCAGGAGAAUUGCCAGAAGAUUUUAUCCAAGGAUGUACUAAUUUGUGCAUUUUGAAGAUAGCAAAUAACAAUUUGCAAGGUCAAGUUCUUCCUACAAAUUCAAACCUAAGUAGCCUUGAGUAUUUACAUUUGGCAAACAACCGUUUUUCGGGUGAGCUCUCUCGUGGCCUACUAAAUAGCAUGUCUUUGGAAUUAUUAGAUUUGAGCAACAACUCAAUCACAGGCAAGAUUCCUGACUGGAUUGGAUACCUUUCAAACCUCGAGUCAAUAGUUUUGUCUCAUAAUUUUCUACAAGGUCCUAUACCAAUGAGCUUUUGCAAGGUGAAGGAAUUGAGCUUUGUAGACUUGUCUAAGAAUAAACUUACUGAGACUAUACCUGCUUGUUUGAAUGUCUCAUCACUGAGAUACUUGCAUUUGCAUGGUAAUGGAUUUACUGGAUUUGUCCCAAAAGUUUUGUCUGAAGCUUCCUCACUUGUGACACUAGACAUGAGAGACAAUAACUUAUCUGGCAGACUUCCUAGUUGGAUAAGUUCACUCUCAAAUUUAAGGUUUCUUCUCCUUGGUGGAAAUCAACUUGAAGGUUCUAUCCCUUCCCAACUCUGUGACCUUAAGAAUGUCACCAUGCUCGAUCUUUCCUCAAAUAAUCUUUCAUCAUUUUUGCCUUCUUGCCUGCACAACGUACUAUUUGGGAGCAAAAGAACCUUUGAUGCCACGCUACUGGAGCCUAAUGUAUACGGAGGGUUUUUGUAUCUUUCUUUAUUUACAUACUCGUAUGAAAGCCCGCUUCAAAUCGAUCUAAUAUUGCAGUACGAUUAUGAAUCAUCAGAUGAGGAGGAAGAAGUGGAAUUUGUAACAAAAAGUAGGUCUGAAUCUUACAAAGGAAGCAUAUUGAAGUACAUGUCUGGGCUCGAUCUUUCCUUCAACAAUUUUACAGGUCCAAUUCCUCAAGAGAUUGGGUUACUGAGUGAUAUCCACUCGUUGAACUUAUCACACAAUCAGUUCACAGGCUCUAUCCCAACUACAUUCUCCAACUUAAAGCAGAUAGAAUGUUUGGACCUGUCUCGCAAUAGAUUGAAUGGCCAAAUACCUCAAGACUUGAUAGAAUUGAACUUUCUAUCAAAAUUUUCUGUGGCAUUCAACAAUUUAUCAGGGAGAAUACCAGACAAGAAACAGUUCUUAACGUUCGACAACAGCAGUUAUGAGGGUAACCCUUUACUUUGUGGGCAACUGUUGGGAGAAAGCUGCAGCAGCUCUAGCUUUGAACCAUCUUCAGAGCCAAAUAUAGAGAAGGACACAUUUAAAGAUACAUUUGUGUGGAGUUUUACAGCAUCAUAUAUUGUAGCAUUUAUAGCUUCUGUUAUUGUUUUCAUAUGCUAUACUGACUAUUCAGAACGGCUAUUUAUGUAUGUUCGAGCAAAAUUUGUAAUAAUUUUCUCUUUUUAAUUCGUGUGUAAGUUAAUAAAAGUUUAUGUAAUGCGAUAAUAAAUUUCUUUUUCAGUCA
Messenger RNA from Ipomoea triloba (trilobed morning glory), 2913 nucleotides. Its product is annotated as receptor-like protein 9a. The record is from RefSeq and is a predicted model, not a curated record. Gene Ontology annotation, molecular function: protein binding. Bases 36 to 2855 code for a protein of 939 amino acids. The transcript has 3 exons. NCBI's taxonomy places the organism in Eukaryota, Viridiplantae, Streptophyta, Magnoliopsida, Solanales, Convolvulaceae.